GAAAGAAUUUCCAGGUCGAGCUGAGCCUGUGGCAUUGUCAAGUUCCAGUACGUGGUCAUUGAACAGGAUUCAGAAGAGAUCCAUCACUGCCAGCAGCAGGCGAUCCAAGAUCUUGUAUGCCUGAGUGACAACUUUCUUCGUCCAAAGGAUCCUUCAAAGACGCAUUGCGAACACAAGUAGCUUUUGUUUCUGGUUGCAAACCCCAUUCGACACCAUCAAAAGCAGAUUCAGCCUUCGCCAUUGCGGUGAAUCGCAAGCAUGGCAUCAGCGCUUGCACGGAGCAGCCUUCCGCUUCAGCCCCGACUUGCUGCGCAGCAUUCUGCUCCCGAAAAGAGAUCACAGUCGAGCACCCCCAUCAGAUCUAGCUCACCAGGGCACGCGCGGUGUACUCAAACCCGUGCAUUCAAAGGUUUCAAUGGUCUGCGGGCUUCUUCUCUGGUUUCCAGUGGAUCUGCACAAAAUGUGAAUACGCUCUUCAAAGAUAAGGUGGCUGCUGCAGCUCUGCCUGGCGCCCAUUCAGGAAGGGGCAGGAGGGGCCAGAUUGUCUGUGGCGAUGGCAUGAAGCUCGUCUUUGUUAGUGCUGAGGUUGCGCCUUGGUCGAAGACUGGCGGCCUUGGCGAUGUGCUUGGAGGGCUACCACCGGCGCUUGCUGCACGUGGACACCGGGUUAUGACGGUUUCCCCUCGGUAUGACCAGUACAAGGAUGCCUGGGACACUGAUUGCACUGUGGACCUGAAGGUUGGGGACAAGAUGGAGACGGUGCGCUUCUUCCAUUGUUACAAGCGAGGUGUCGACCGUGUGUUUGUGGAUCACCCUCUCUUCUUGGCAAAGGUGUGGGGCAAGACUGGCGGCAAGAUCUACGGGAACAAGACUGGCGAGGAUUUUGAGGACAAUCAGCUGCGGUUCAGCCUCUUCGCUCAGGCGGCCAUUGAAGCCCCCCGUGUGCUCAACCUGACAAAUAGCCCCCACUAUGACCGGCCGUACGGCGAGGACGUCGUGUUUGUUGCGAACGACUGGCACACUGCCCUCCUUCCCUGCUACCUCAAGUCGCAGUACCAGCCGAAUGGUCACUUCACCAGCGCUAAGGUCGCCUACUGUGUCCACAACAUCGCCUACCAGGGCCGCUUCGCCCCCACCGAUUUUGCCAGGCUCAACCUGCCCGACUCUUUCAGAGACUCUUUCGACUUUUGGGACGGGUACUCAAAGCCCGUGGCUGGCAAGAAGAUCAACUGGAUGAAGGCCGCGUUCCUGGAGUCCGAUCUAGUUCUCACCGUGAGCCCCAACUACGCGAGCGAGCUGGUGUCCGGCCCCGACAAGGGCGUCGAGUUGGACGAUAUCGCCAAGAAAGUGGGCGUCAAGGGGAUCGUCAACGGAAUGGACGUGGCGGAAUGGGACCCGGCGAGCGACAAGUACCUGGACCAGACGUAUGACCUGGACACAGUUCUGGAGACGAAGCCCAUCCUGAAGGAGGCCCUGCAAGCGGAGGUCGGGCUGCCGGUCGACCCCUCCAAGCCGUUGAUCGGCUUCAUCGGACGGCUGGAAGAGCAGAAGGGGUCGGACAUUCUGGCGGGGGCCGUGGGCGACAUCGUGAAGGCAGGGGCGCAGCUGGUGGUCUUGGGCACGGGCAAAAAGUACCUAGAGAAGCAGCUGGACGAGCUGGACGCCAAGUUCCCCGAUGGGGCCCGGGGCAUCGUCAAGUUCAACGUGCCGCUUGCUCACCUGAUCAUUGCGGGCGCGGACUACCUCGUUGUUCCGAGCCGCUUCGAGCCUUGCGGUUUGAUCCAGCUGCAAGCAAUGCGCUACGGCACCGUUCCGAUUGUCGCUUCCACUGGCGGACUGGUCGACACCGUUACCGAGGGCGUGACCGGUUUCCACAUGGGAGAGAUGGACGUCGACUGUGAAGAGACCAAGCCAGAAGACGUGAAGAAGGUCGCGGAGGGCGUGACGAAGGCGCUCGAAGUGUACGGGACGCCCCAGUUCGACGAGAUGAUCAAGGCGUGCAUGCAGCUGAACCUGUCGUGGGAGAACCCGGCCAAGGAGUGGGAAGCCGAGCUGCUGAAGUUGGGCGUCGCCUACAGCGAGCCUGGCAAGGAGGGCGUUGAGCUGUACCCCAAGACGAAGGAAAAUGUCGCCACUCCCUAAGCGUAACGGAGUGGUUGAAGCCACGUGUUCGUCUUCGGGCGCGCCACCUGUGUCUGCGUGUUUCAUAGUGCGACUCAACUCGCAAGUGCUAAGGUAGAGAACGUUGACAAUCCAGCUUUGACCCAAAUCGGGAAGCGAGCGGAGAGCACGGUUUUGUAGACACGCCAAGAGAAGGGCGUUUGAAGCGCAUGUCCUUGCGUGUGGUCAGCGUCAGUACUUUGAGCUCAAAUCAACCUGAGCAUCGAGCGAAAGGUCGUAGUUGACAGCUCAAGCGGAAGAGAAUCGAUCGUUAGUCCGCGGAGCUUGAGAGUGGAUAAGAGCAAGUAAGUCAAGAAUCGUACUAUUGAUUAAUGACCUUCAGAGAGUGAUUACCUUCCAAUGCACAAACGUCUGACCCAAGACGGCCCCCAAAACUUGAGCAUUAUGUGCUUUGUCAACGGCAAGGAGCGUCAAAAGGAUUCUAGCUGGAACUAUCAUUCAUUUCCAUAAUAGCUACUUAAUCGAGUCUUUGUAAGGUCUGAAGGACGUUCAAGGUUGAUGGUCAGGUCAUGCAAUGUGCGGCUCCCAAGUCACAGCUCUAAAGCCUGCAAUGUCGGACUCACGACUCAGACGAGAUUCCCG
Molecule: messenger RNA, 2763 nt
Organism: Klebsormidium nitens
Lineage: Eukaryota; Viridiplantae; Streptophyta; Klebsormidiophyceae; Klebsormidiales; Klebsormidiaceae
Source: the annotation of a GenBank genome assembly